AUGGCUGGACGCAAGCGAGGGCCACGUUUCAAAGAUCCAGAUGAACCUCGUCAAAAAAACGGCAGGGUGUCGGUGCUUGACAGAGCGAGGAUUGUGGACUUCUACAGGCGUGGUGGCGACCUAAAGCAACUGGCGGAGGCCCUGGGCAUCAACAUGAACACACAUCACUUCCUUGGCAGCACGACGGCGCAAACCCUUCAUCUGGCGCCCAACGUGGGGCUUGAGCCGCCCGCUGCCAGCAAGAUGGAGGCCGCGAUGCAACAGUUUCGCGAGGCGUUCCAACGGCUGGACAAGAUGACCGCGGCCUACUUCGAGGCAAAAGGAGUUCGGGUCCCGACAGUGGCCGAGGGACGAUGGGCGGCGCUUGUGGCUCGACAGACUAUCUCGCCGGCACAGGUUCAAGGAGAGGCCGAGGUUUUCGGCGAACGCAAAGAUGAAGACGGCGGUGGUCAGACCGGGGAGGCCUUGGUCGUGGAGCCCGCAGAGAACGAGAGCGCCUCGGGCCUUUUGGCCGUCCCCACCGCGGAAUGCGGGCUGACGCUGGGUCCCGACGAAGAAACACAUCAGCCCCCAUCCCCUUCGGUGGUGUUUGUUUCCGGGGCCACGCCGGAAUGCGUUAGCGGAAAGCCAAGCGACCGGGACGACAGGGAUCAAGAUUCUGCGCCGCGGGAACGCAAGAGGCUGCAGCUCAACCUUCGCUCGGUGCCCUUGGAAGCCAACACGGAGGCUGCUGCCAUGUCCAAGGCUCCCGAGCUUGCACCUAAAGGCUCAUCGUCCAUUUUCGGCGGAGCGCGACCCGUUGACACGGCUGCCCGAGAGCGUGAGAUCGAAGCACGGUUGGCUCGGCAGCGUAAAGAACGCCGACAGAUCAGGCACCGGGAACCUUUCAGGACGGCCGCAAGGAAGACCAGACAGCGGCACCACCCCGCACCGCCUAGCCCAGCCAACAGGACAUUAGCCCGGGACGAUGAGAUGCAAUGA
This is a messenger RNA of Rhipicephalus sanguineus (brown dog tick), 981 nucleotides long. RefSeq lists its product as uncharacterized. Bases 1 to 981 code for a protein of 326 amino acids. The transcript is spliced from 3 exons. The record is from RefSeq and is a predicted model, not a curated record. Lineage: Eukaryota; Metazoa; Arthropoda; Arachnida; Ixodida; Ixodidae.